Molecule: messenger RNA, 951 nt
Organism: Epithele typhae
Lineage: Eukaryota; Fungi; Basidiomycota; Agaricomycetes; Polyporales; Epitheliaceae
Exons: 19
Coding region: 1-951 (316 amino acids)
Source: RefSeq, a predicted model, not a curated record
AUGAACUCCUCCACAACUCCGGCCGGCGCCGCCGGCGGGCUUCUGCAACUCCCGGCUCUGAACAACACCUUCGGCGCGCUGGUCAUCGGGACGUACGUUGCCUUGAUCCAGUAUGGGUGGAUGCUCUACCAGGGAUAUCACUAUUACAGCUUGUACAACAACGACGUACUGACGCUCAAGCUGCUGGUCGCCCUUGUACUCGCUCUGCAGACGUUCCACACGUUUCUAGGCAUGCAUGCUACCUAUUACUACCUUGUUUCCAACUUUUUCAAUCCGAUUGCGCUUCAAACUGCCGUGUGGUCGAUCAAUUCGAUGGGCGUAACAACAGGUGCUACGAUAUUUCUCUCACAAUUGUUCUUCCUUCGCCGUGUAUAUAAACUUGGGCGGAACUUCAUCCCUAUCGUGAUCCUCGUGGGUUUGCUUCUUCUGUCGGAGCUCGGCUUGGCGAUUGCUGUUACUGUCGACAUUUUCGUCAGCAGCACUCUUCAUAACUCUACCCAAUCGUGGAUGAACUCGGCUGGCGUCGGAAUCUGCUCCCUUGCAGACUCCAUAUUGACUGCCACAACGGACUCGAUCAUCGACGUCCUGACGGUGUACGCGAUCAACACCGGGAUGCUUACUCUCAUCGUCAACACACUCUCCUUCAUUUUGGCUCUGAAAAUGCCGAACAACCUUAUCUACGUCGCUAUCGACUUCAUCGCGACGAAGCUGUACGCAAACACCCUCCUGGCGGUGCUUCUCUCGCGACGAUACCUGGCUGAGCAAACACCCGGCGGCAUCGUCCAGUCGACGUCCAUCGACCUCGGCUCGACCAGGGGCAUGCGCUUCACGUACAAUCACCACAUCAAUGACGACGGUAUCACGGUGGAUGCGAAGAGAGCUGCCACCUCCUCCGAAACCCAUCCGUCCUUCUUCCAGGAUGGUGGCAGCAAGUUCAACCACACCAUGUAG